AUGCCCCCGGAUUUGACGCACCAUCAAAGGAAGAAGUUUCUUUCCGAUGUUAAGAGGUUUCUUUGGAAUGAGCCGUACUUGUUUAAGGAAUGUGGAGACAUGAUAUUGAGACGAUGUGUUGCUUUGAAAGAGAUGAUGCCCAUCUUGAGUGCUUGUCAUAUAUCCGACUAUGCCGGCCAUUAUGGAAUGGCAAGAACCGCUGCUAAGGGUGAGAUGCCUUUGACUUUCGUGCAAGAGGAAGCGGAAGCUCUACCUACUAAUGACGCCAAAGUGGUUUUGAAGUUCCUUAAGAGGUUGAUUAAUAGGUUCGGUACCACGCGGGUUAUUAUUAGUCAUGGUGGUUCACAUUUUUGCAACUGGCGAUUCGAUGCCUUGAUGAAAAAGUAUAAUGUGUAUCACUGGGUCGCUACCCCCUACCAUCGGAAAACAAGUGGGAAUGUUGAGGUCUCAAAUUGGGAGUUGAAGCGGAUAAUAGAGAAGACGGUGAAUAGCACUCGCAAUGAUUGGAGUUUGAAGCUUGAUGAUGCGUUGUUGGCCUAUCGCAUGGCAUUCAAAACGCCAUUAGGUAUGACCCCUUAUUGCAUUGUGUAUGGGAAGGCGUGCCAUAUAACCUUAGAGCUAGAACACCAGGCUUAUUGGGCGAUUAAAAAAUUGAACUUUGAUCUUAAAACGGCGGGGGAAAACGCUUGUUACAAUUGA
Molecule: messenger RNA, 699 nt
Organism: Mercurialis annua (annual mercury)
Lineage: Eukaryota; Viridiplantae; Streptophyta; Magnoliopsida; Malpighiales; Euphorbiaceae
Exons: 3
Coding region: 1-699 (232 amino acids)
Biological process (GO): DNA integration
Molecular function (GO): nucleic acid binding
Source: RefSeq, a predicted model, not a curated record